This is a messenger RNA of Phlebotomus papatasi, 523 nucleotides long. RefSeq names its product 40S ribosomal protein S26 (gene RpS26). Gene Ontology annotation, cellular component: cytosolic small ribosomal subunit; ribosome. Gene Ontology annotation, molecular function: mRNA binding; structural constituent of ribosome. The coding region runs from base 60 to 410 and encodes 116 amino acids. Gene Ontology annotation, biological process: translation. The transcript has 2 exons. NCBI's taxonomy places the organism in Eukaryota, Metazoa, Arthropoda, Insecta, Diptera, Psychodidae. The record is from RefSeq and is a predicted model, not a curated record.
GCGAAAAUCACAGUGACAGCUCUUUUACUUCCGGUAGUUUGUGAGUGAAAUACUUAAAAAUGACCAAGAAGAGGCGCAACGGAGGACGCUGCAAGCAUAACCGUGGCCAUGUAAAGCCAGUGCGAUGCACUAACUGUGCUCGCUGUGUUCCCAAGGACAAGGCGAUUAAGAAAUUCGUCAUCCGUAAUAUUGUGGAGGCUGCUGCCGUGAGGGAUAUCAGUGAGGCGUCCGUGUACACCUCAUACAUGCUCCCGAAGCUGUAUGCUAAGCUGCACUACUGCGUCUCUUGCGCCAUCCACAGCAAGGUCGUGCGAAACAGAUCCAAGCAGGCCAGACGCAUCCGGACACCACCACAGAGAUCAUUCCCGCGUGGAGACAAUGCCCGGCCACAAAAUCAAGCCCGCAAGUAGGGAGUAAGGAAGUGAAUUGUGAGCAGGUGGUGCAGAUGGAAGUGAUUCAGUAAAUUGAGCAUCUCCGGAUGCAGAUUGAAGAAAAAAUAAAGGCACGGCAGAAAAGCACAAAA